This is a messenger RNA of Amoebophrya sp. A25, 981 nucleotides long. NCBI's taxonomy places the organism in Eukaryota, Dinophyceae, Syndiniales, Amoebophryaceae. The record is from the annotation of a GenBank genome assembly.
CGAAUAUUAUUUUCGUAUUAUGGAUAUAUAUAGAUUCGUUUUUAUUAGCAGCCUCGCCACGCAUGUAUAGGUACCUAGUAGUAGUAUACAUCGCAUGAUAACAUACUCAGAGAACUCUUCCAGGAUCAAAAUGGCGGACGGCACACCAGAGAACAGAGACGCGAAGACGGCCACACUCACUGGCUCGGAGACGCUGACAGCUCAAAACAGAUCUGCGAAUUCUCAGACAACAUCUGGUAAUCUGGUACGAGAUAUGUGCUGCCCGUGCCUCCUUUGGGGUUCGACUCGUGCGGGAUUGUCGGUUACCGCAACAAUCUUUGCCAUGAUCGACACUAUUGCUGCGGCUUACACAGGCCUGAGCUUUGCUGCAGCGUGUGCGAACCGUAAAGAUCUUUUUCUUGGAGAAGUAGAGCAUGCUUUCGCGCUGAUGCUUAUGGCAUUUGCCUACUGCUGCUGCACCUUCUUGCAGCUUUAUGUCGCGGUUUGUUGUUGCGCUUGCUUGGGAUAUUUUCACCGAAGCCCUUUGCCGAGCAUGCGACGAAGUUGAAAUGGUGCCCCUGGGUCUUGUUUAUUCUAACAAUCAUGGCAGGCCUCCAGGCUUUCAAUCGCCUCGGGAAUGAUGUGAGGUUGUUGCGCGACGAGAACCGAAAACGAAUGCUACCACCUUCUCGGGGACACUACCACUUCGUAGCAAUCGACAUAAUAGUGGCGCUCGUGGUAUGGCUGGGUCGAAUCCCAAGCAUUGCCUACCUCGAUCGUGCGUUUAACGAAAUAGAGUCCGGGGAGCCAAUAUCCACUGAGAGCGGGCCGAUCGCCGCAAGCGCCAGAACUCCUACACGCACGGAGGUAGAAAUUUCAGAAAAAGAUGUGAACGCGGAUGAGGAGGAAGGUGAAGACAACCAUAUUAAUACGGAGAAUGUUGAGCAGGAUCAUGAUACUCAGACUCACUAUGGAGCAACGACCACGACUUCUUCUGUCUAG